Messenger RNA from Xenia sp. Carnegie-2017, 918 nucleotides. RefSeq lists its product as uncharacterized. The transcript has 4 exons. Gene Ontology annotation, molecular function: lysozyme activity. The record is from RefSeq and is a predicted model, not a curated record. Lineage: Eukaryota; Metazoa; Cnidaria; Anthozoa; Malacalcyonacea; Xeniidae. Bases 83 to 805 code for a protein of 240 amino acids.
ACAUAAUAGAUGCUUAUCAAAUAUGCACUUCACCCACGAAAGCAGCAACGAACGAACGAAAAAGUGAAAGAAAAAGUCAACCAUGAAGGCUGUGACAAUGAUCAUGUUAACAUGUUCUGUCUCUACUUUUGCAGUGAGAUUACAGUGGCAAAGAGAAAGAAAGCCAGCCGUCAAACGAAGUCUGGGUCCUUUGCAGGUUAACCGUGGUCAGGUGACCUUUGAUUCAGAAGGUAAUGAUAAUCCAAACAGCAUUUAUUUCAGUCGUAAACCUCACGUUCCCAGCUCAGCAUCAGGUAUAACUAUUGGUCGUGGUUAUGAUCUCAAAUUGCGUAAACAAUCUGAGGUAUAUAAUGACUUAACAAACAGCGACAUGUCGUCCUCGAUUGCUCAGAAAUUCUCUUAUGGUAUUGGAUUGAAGGGAGAUUGUGCCAAAAAUUACCUCAAGGCACACAAUCUAGAGAAUCACAUAAUCAGUCAUGAAGAACAAAAAAAACUUUUCUACAUUGCAUAUGACGAAAUAGCUGCUGAUGCAAAACGACUAGCAACAAAAUCAGAUGUCCAACGGGCUUACGGUGUCACAAACUGGGCACAACUAAAUCCAUCAAUCAAAGAGAUUGUCGUGGAUCUAAGAUAUCGCGGCGACUAUACACCGACUACGAGAAGAAAAAUCCAACGGGCAGUUGCUGCAAACAAUCUUCCACUUUUUACACAACUCAUGAGCGACUCAACAUAUUGGUUAACUACGAUAGGAGUGCCUCGAGAUCGCUUUCAACGUCGUGUUGAUGCUUUGAAAAAAGCUGGGUAAAAAGAAGACGAGGUCGAACUUUUUUUUUGGUUGUUUUGUACCUUUUCAAUAGCAAGUAAUUAUUAUGUAAUUAAACAAAACCAAACAAAAUACAUUAAAGAAUUUUCCACCAA